Molecule: messenger RNA, 2598 nt
Organism: Oncorhynchus tshawytscha (Chinook salmon)
Lineage: Eukaryota; Metazoa; Chordata; Actinopteri; Salmoniformes; Salmonidae
Product: zinc finger protein 362
Exons: 11
Coding region: 322-1665 (447 amino acids)
Biological process (GO): central nervous system development; regulation of transcription by RNA polymerase II
Cellular component (GO): nucleus
Molecular function (GO): DNA-binding transcription factor activity, RNA polymerase II-specific; RNA polymerase II cis-regulatory region sequence-specific DNA binding
Source: RefSeq, a predicted model, not a curated record
CGUCGGUGUGAGCCAAACAGCUCUCAUCCUUCCUGUACACCUCCCCUCACCCCUCCCCCCGUGGGAUGUUUUCAGGCACUCUCUCCUCAUCUGGCCUGGGCCUAUUUCUGAAAAUCUCCUUAAAACGGACCGCUUCGGUGAAAGCAAUUCCUAGCCUGCAGCACCCAGAAGUGAACAGAUGGCGACCCGGAAGGUCUGAAGUAACUCCGACUGAAGACAAGCAAAAAUAACCUUUUAUCAAAUAUAAUAAAAUCUACAAUCGAGGUGUCAGGUUCUAAAGGUCUUUUUUUAUCUGGAAAUAAACGCUGAUUUACGGAUAGAAUGAAGGACCAAAUGGCUGAACCUCGUUUUAAUAAUCCCUACUUCUGGCCUCCACCCCCCACCAUACCUGGGCAGAUGGAUAAUAUUGUGUUGAUCAACAAGAUCAAGGAACAGCUGAUGGCUGAGAAGAUCAGACCACCCCACCUGCCGCCUUCCACAGUUCCCUCCCCUCAGCAACGACUGGGGAAUCCUACACAGACAGGAGGUGGGCAGCAAGUCCAGAUGUCAGUUCAGAAACUGCAGCAGAUGCAACAAGGUCUCCAUGUCCACAGCUCGUCCCAGCCAGACAUUGCCCUGCACACCCGGACGGCCUCCAGCUCAGUCGCAGGACGUAUUCUUGGUGAUGUAAAUUUGAAUCUGGACGAUAAGACGGCUAUAAAAGCAAGAGGAUUGUGGGAAGACUGGCAUUUGCGUCAAAUCAUUGACCAACCCCCUAGAACGAAUCACCUAUCAGGUCUGGCACUUUCCUCUCGAACUGGCAACCAUAACACCUCCAUCACUCUGACCACACCCACCUCCAACAGCCAGAGCCGGCUAGGCGGAGCCCUCUCGCCUCAUCAUGUCCUCUCCAGCUUGGCCAGUGGCCCUGGGAUGGAGCCAAUCAAAAGUAACGGGGGCCUUGCUGGACUGCUGGGGCGAGGGCGUAAGAAGAUAAAAGCAGAGAACAGUGGUGGCCCUCUGUUGGUGGUGCCUUACCCGAUCCUCGCUUCAGGCAACGACCAAUCCUGCCACACCAUCAUCCCCAAAGAGGGCAAAUGCUACAGGUGUAAAUUGUGCCCACUGACCUUCUUCUCCAAGUCAGACAUGCAGAUGCACUCCAAGUCCCACACAGAGGUCAAGCCGCACAAGUGUCCCUACUGCUCCAAAUCUUUCACCAACGCAUCCUACCUGGCCCAGCACCUCCGCAUUCACCUGGGCGUCAAACCUUAUCACUGCUCUUACUGCGAGAAAUGCUUCCGCCAGCUCUCCCACCUGCAGCAGCACACAAGAAUUCACACUGGGGAUCGGCCCUAUAAAUGUGCCCAUCCAGGUUGUGAAAAAGCCUUCACCCAGCUCUCCAAUCUGCAGUCUCACCAGAGACAGCACAACAAAGACAAGCCCUACAAGUGUCCAAACUGCUACCGUGCCUACUCGGACUCAGCCUCAUUGCAGAUUCACUUGUCUGUGCAUGCCAUCAAAAACGCCAAGGCCUACUGCUGCAGCAUGUGUGGCAGAGCCUACACCUCAGAGACCUACCUUAUGAAGCACAUGUCUAAACACACGGUGGUGGAGCACCUGGUGAGCCAUCACUCUCCACAGAGGACAGGGUCUCCUAAUAUCCCCAUACGGAUAUCCCUCAUCUGAGCAAUUCACCUUGACACCCUACCCCUGACCCUCAUAGAGGAACCCCCUGUAAGGUCACCCCUCCACUUUAGUGUAAUCAAUCCUAGAUAUGGGCUUUUAUUUGUUUGUUUUCCCCUAUGCGGGUUCCAAAAAUGUGCCAGACUGUAUUUGUACCUUUUCAAAAGAUGCCAGACUCUUUUUAUUUAUUUUUUGUAUUUUGUGGUUGGGGAAUGUUUGGGACAUCCAAAAAUGAUUUUACAGCACUUUCAGGCCUCAUGGUAGAGUAAAAACCUUUUUGGCCUAUGCUAAGACAAUAAAAAGCAUUGCUCCAGGCAGCUAAAAACAUUCACCCUAGGUGUUAUAAAGCAUUAAAUUACCACUUUUUUAUAUUGUUAUUCUCCCUUUACUCUUUGCAAAAGUAUAUUUGCAUUGGGAACUUUUGUCUUCCUUUUAGUUAGGCCAAGAAGAUGAAUAGCUAAAUCAUUUAUUCAAGCAUUUUUUGUACCAAUCCUAAUGUCAAUGUUUGCAUCAUUUUGUUACUUAAAAAGAAAAUGUUCUCAAGUAAGCUUUAUCACAUUUAAGUAUGUCUUUUAGACAACAAUGCACACAAAAUACUUUCCAAUUGGAGGGUCAAUACAUAUGUGUUAUUGUUGUAGUUUUCAUCUUGUUAUUGUCCAUGGUAUUUAAAAGGAAACUGUUCAAGGCUAUCCUGAAGAGCACUAAAAUAUAUAUUUUGAAUCUGAUGCUGAUAUUUGUAGAAACUUCAAUGUUUUGGUUUGCUGAAUUGAUAAGCACUGCCAUGUAUUGAAGAAAUGAAAUGGUCCAUUAUGGAACUGACAUACAGUGCAUUCGGAAAUGAUUCAGACCCCUUCCCCUUUUCUACAUUUUGUUACGUUACAGCCUUUUCUAAAAUGGAUUAAAUCAAAUCUACACGCAAUACCCCAUAAUGACAAA